Molecule: messenger RNA, 2189 nt
Organism: Camellia sinensis
Lineage: Eukaryota; Viridiplantae; Streptophyta; Magnoliopsida; Ericales; Theaceae
Source: RefSeq, a predicted model, not a curated record
CACACUUUUAAUAAUUUGAUAAAUAAGAAAUUUGCUCAAUACAUACCACAAUCUUCCAUCUUUACCCUUACUCACACAUCCCACCCACAAUCUUAAAUCUUUCAUUUCCUUAAAAAAAUUUAUUACAUCUUUAUCCUUCUAGUUAAUUACAAUUUUAACCUUCACACAAAUUUCUCAAUCCACACAACCCACCCCUACUAGUCCUAACCCUAACCUUAACUGCCAUCGUCGCUGCCCGCUUGCCGCCCGUCGCCGUCGCAGCCAUUACCAGCUUCGACCGCACCUCCUCCACCAUUCCUAGCUCUGAUAAGCCACCCCUUGCUAUCCCUAUCUCUCCUAUCCCAACUUUAAUCCUAAACCCUAACAUCUCCUCACUACUGCCGCCAGCGUUGCCCUUCUGAAUCCCCUUCAGUCAGCGCCUCUUCUCUACAAAUCCCCGCUCCACUUGCAGCUCCUCUCUCCUCUUAUUUCCACUCAUAGCCCUUUCUUCUUCUUUUUCUUCAUCUUUUCUUCAAACCCUGGAUCUGGAAACCCAAAUCUAUCUUUCUCUCUCUCUCUCUCUCUCUCUCUCUCUCUCGUAACUGCAGAUCGAGUGAUGGAGUGGAGGAACUGAGUCACACUGUGGAGGGGAUCUAGAUGAUGGAAAAUGGUAGAAGUUGGCCAACGGGACUGGAGAGGGGUGACGGGGGUGAGAGAGAUACGAGUUGCAAUGUCAGUAGUGAAGGAAAUGGUAGUGCGAGCUGCUACCAUGGCAGGGGCGCAAAUGGAUUAAGGAUGGAAACAGAAAAGGGGAUGGUGUCGGUUGGAAGGUAGCGGCGGCAGAAAAAGGUGACAACAAAAGACGGUUAUAUUCUUAGCUUGCAGAGGAUUCCAAUGGGGAAGUCUGGAAUCAAAUCAAACAAACCACCUGUUCUUCUUCAACAUGGGAUCAUGAUUGAUGCUACAUCAUGGAUGUUGAACUCUCCAGAUGAAUCUUUGCCAUUCAUAUUGGCUGACGAGGGUUUUGAUGUUUGGCUUUCCAGCACCCGUGGGACUAAAUAUAGCAGCGGACACACAUCACUUAGUCCCAGUGAUUCGGCUUACUGGGAUUGGUCGUGGGAUGAAUUAGCCGCUUAUGAUCUUCCUGCAUCAUUCCAGUAUGUUCAUGACCAGACACGGCAGAAUCUGCACUAUGUUGGACACUCCUUGGGAACUUUGAUGGCUCUUGCUGCAUUUUCCCAACACAAUUUAGUGAACAUGUUAAGGUCGGCUGCUUUGCUAUGCCCCAUUGCUUACUUGGGUCAGAUUCCUGCACAACUUACAAGAGCUGCUGCUGAUUCUUUUGUCGCUGAAGACUUGUACUACUGGUUGGGCCUCCAUGAAUUUAUUCCAGGAGGGGAGGCUGUUGCCAACCUAGUGGAAGAAAUUUGCAACAAAACGCACAGUAAUUGUUCCAACUUAAUGGUUGCCUUGACUGGCCAGACUUGUUGUGUAAAUUCUUCCAUAAUAGAUGUUCUUCUUGAGUUUGAACCUCAGCCAACGGCCACGAGGAACCUUAUCCAUCUAGCACAGAUGGUUCGACAUGGGAGCAUAACAAUGUAUGAUUAUGGGAAUGAAGAUGACAACAACAAACACUAUGGGCAGCCCACUCCUCCUGUGUACGACAUGGCAAGCAUCCCAAACGACGUUCCUCUUUUCAUAGGCUAUGGAGGACAAGAUGACCUUGCCGAUGUGAAGGAUGUGAAGAAACUGCUAGGCACUCUAAAAAACCAUGAUGCUGAUAAGCUUGUAACACUCUACAGGGAAGAGUAUGCACAUGCUGAUUUUGUCUUAGGCGUAAAUGCAAACCAAGUUGUUUAUGAUCCUCUCAUGGCCUUCUUCAAGCUCCACUGACAACAUGUGUAACAUAAAAUGAAAAAUUGUAUUACAAAUGCUUUUUGUAAAUUAUGAAUAGAACCACUUCUUUUGGUGUCCAAUUGCAACAGUUAUAUCAGGAUUUUUAUCCUUAAUUACCGGUAUUGUUAAGUUUUUGGGGUAAAUGUGGAAAAUAUACAUUUACCUUGUGUUAAUUUAUGGAAUGCAGUAUUUUUCUGAGGUGAUGAUGAAUUUAAUUUCACUUCUUGAGUUAAUACUAUGCCCCAUCAUCUUGCUCUAGGAGUACUACUAUAUAAAACUGGAUCUUGGAAUCAGACCUUGAGUGAAACACAUUA